AUGGCGCGACAGGUGAGGCUGUUCUUCAUUCGACAUGGCGAGACAGUUGACAAUGUCUCGCAACUAUAUGCCGGCAGUAGAGACUCAGCGCUCACCAACCACGGCUACCAGCAAGCUACUCGCCUUGGUGCGCACUUUGCAAGCUCGGGAAUAGUGUUCACCCACCUGUUUUCUUCGCACCUCCAGCGCGCUGCGAAGACUGCUGAAUUGAUGCGAGAAAGCCAAGCCAAGCUCGCCGCCGAUGCCUCUGAGCGAAAUGUCCCCGACGUUGUCAAGCUGCCUGUGUUAAUGGAGCAAGACUUCGGCUUUUACGAAGGCAAGAAGUUCUAUGAACGACCGGCGAACGGCAAGCUGUCAGGCAAAGACAACCACCGGCAAAUACAUAAGGACUCCGAAGAUUUUGUGGAUAUUGAAUCGAAAGAUUCUCUCGCUCGGCGCGCUGACGAGUUCUUGGAAGUCCAUCUUUUCCCGCUGUUGGUCAGCCCAAAGGAGAGAACGGACCUGGUUGUUGCUAUAGUAUCCCAUGGCAUCAUGCUAUCCUCCCUAUGGAAACGCAUCCUCUUACGUCUCCCGGAAAAAAGCGUGACACUGGUACCUGAGCUUGCAACCACUGGUCCGAUCACGCUCGAGCAUCUGGGAAGUUGGUCCAAUACAGGUUAUUUGGAGCUACAUAUGUCGCGGACAAUCGCGGAGCCACCAAUACCCACACCAUCUCCAGUCACUGAGCAGGUUGCUCCAGAGCACACGGUCACCUCGACUGCUCCCGCUGAAGUCUGUGGAACGGAAGCGAAAUCACCACCUACAAACAUCGCAGCCGUGUCCACAGAGGACAUCACAGUUGGCUCCAUGGAAAAUUUAAAAGCAACAACCCCGUCCACGAUGCGGAAGCUCGGCUCUGAGUGGUCGACGGUCGUCCUCACGAUCAACGGCAAAGGCCAUCUAAAAACCCUGAAGCGUACGGGCGGCGGCGUGGGUAGCUCCCGCCAUGAUGCCUCCCAGAGGAAUCUUGACAACUUUUUCAAGCGAAGAAAAGUUGAAUGA
Messenger RNA from Didymosphaeria variabile, 1041 nucleotides. RefSeq lists its product as uncharacterized. Gene Ontology annotation, molecular function: fructose-2,6-bisphosphate 2-phosphatase activity. Gene Ontology annotation, cellular component: cytosol. The record is from RefSeq and is a predicted model, not a curated record. The coding region runs from base 1 to 1041 and encodes 346 amino acids. NCBI's taxonomy places the organism in Eukaryota, Fungi, Ascomycota, Dothideomycetes, Pleosporales, Didymosphaeriaceae. Gene Ontology annotation, biological process: negative regulation of programmed cell death; negative regulation of glycolytic process; fructose 1,6-bisphosphate metabolic process. The transcript has 2 exons.